AUGGGAGAAUCGAAAGGAUUCCCAAUGGCUUUGGGGCUAUUGUGCAUGCUUCUCUUCUUCACUGCUUCCUUUACCUCUCUCAUCGUUCGCGCUUCUGAUGACGCUGACGACGCGAUCUUCUACGAGUCGUUCGACGAGGAUUUUGAUGGACGAUGGAUUGUAUCCGGCAAGGAGGAUUACAAAGGUGUCUGGAAACAUGCUAAGAGUGAUGGACAUGAUGAUUAUGGACUUCUUGUUAGUGAACAAGCCAGGAAAUAUGCUAUAGUCAAAGAACUUGAUGAGCCUGUCAGUCUUAAGGAUGGAACAGUUGUUCUUCAGUUUGAGACUCGCUUCCAAAAUGGCUUGGAAUGUGGUGGUGCAUAUAUUAAAUAUCUUCGACCCCAGGAGAGUGGAUGGAAGCCAAAGGAAUUUGACAACGAAUCUCCAUAUUCUAUCAUGUUUGGUCCUGAUAAGUGUGGUGCUACAAACAAGGUGCACUUCAUUUUCAAGCAUAAUAAUCCAAAGAAUGGGGAGUACGUUGAACAUCAUCUCAAGUAUUCGCCUUCUGUCCCAUCCGACAAACUAUCUCAUGUUUACACUGCAAUUCUGAAGCCUAAUAAUGAUUUGCAAGUAUUGGUUGAUGGUGAGGAGAAGAAAAAGGCAAAUUUCUUAUCUUCUGAGGAUUUUGACCCUCCUCUUCUCCCUGCCAAGACAAUCCCUGAUCCUGAUGAUAAGAAACCUGAGGACUGGGACGAAAGAGCCAAGAUUCCAGACCCAAGUGCUGUGAAACCAGAUGACUGGGAUGAAGAUGCACCCAUGGAAAUUGUAGAUGAAGAAGUAGAGAAACCAGAAGGAUGGUUAGAUGACGAGCCAGAGGAAAUAGAUGACCCAGAGGCAACAAAACCAGAAGACUGGGAUGAGGAGGAAGAUGGUGAAUGGGAAGCUCCAAAGAUUGAAAACCCGAGGUGUGAGGAGGCCCCUGGUUGUGGUGAAUGGAAGAGGCCAAUGAAGAGGAAUCCAGCUUAUAAGGGAAAAUGGAGUGCCCCUUACAUUGACAACCCCAGUUACAAGGGCAUAUGGAAGCCUCGGGAGAUUCCAAACCCCGACUACUUUGAACUCGCGAAACCUAAUUUUGAGCCAAUUGCUGCUCUUGGCAUUGAGAUUUGGACAAUGCAGGAUGGCAUACUAUUUGACAACAUGUUGAUUGCUAACGAUGAUAAAAUCGCUGAAUCCUAUCGGGAGACUACGUGGAAGCCCAAGUUUAACAUUGAGAAAGAAAAACAAAAGGAUGAAGAUGCGGCAACAGGUUCAGAUGGUAUUACAGGCUUCCAGAAGAAGGUAUUUGACCUCUUAUACAAGAUUGCGGACAUUCCCUUCCUGAGCGAACACAAAACUAAGAUCUACGAUCUCAUUGAAAAAACUGAGAAACAACCAAAUCUCACUAUUGGAGUUAUUGUAGCGGUUGUGGUUAUCUUGCUGUCAAUUUUCAUCAGGAUCAUAUUUGGUGGCAAGAAACCCGCAAAGGUGGAGAAGAAAACAGAACGCACAGAAGCUUCCAAUGGUGGAGAGAAUGAAGAAAACAAAGAGAAUGAGGAAGCAUCUAAUGCUCCGCGCCGGAGAACAAGACGAGAAAAUUGA
Sphenostylis stenocarpa is the source of this 1617-nucleotide messenger RNA. The record is from the annotation of a GenBank genome assembly. Lineage: Eukaryota; Viridiplantae; Streptophyta; Magnoliopsida; Fabales; Fabaceae.